AUGUCUCGCCGCAAGUCAAUGGAUACACGUUCGGAAUCGAAGCUUUUGUCCCAAGUUACUCAAAUAAUCAGUCUCACCCGCGCUACAGAUUGGUAUUCAAAUCCGCCGAUCGAGUGGAAUCUGAAGUCCGUCUCGCUCCUCAUCCAAAUCAUCUCUUUCGUUAUCGCAAUGGAUUUGGAUUCGCAGCCCAAACCAGAGUCGGAGUUCAUGUCACUCAUCGCUCAAACAAAAUCUGUCUGCAAAUCAAUGGUUUCGGAUCAUUCCCAGCCGAAGCCCCUUCCGGAGGUCAUAUCUCUCAUCACAUCUCUCACAACCACCAACAUAAACGAUUCCGUUUCGGUUCGGAAGCUUGAAUCACAUAUCAUUCAUAUAACUUCUUUUGCCAGCUCAUCGAAGUUGAACUCGGAUCUCAUGUCACUCAUAUCUGAAACAAUCUCUCUCUUCAAAUCAUCGGAUUUGGAAUCAUACAAGCCGCUGCCGGAGCUAAUGUCACUCGUUACUCAGAUGAUAAAGAUGAAGUCGCAGCUCGUGUCACUCAUUCCCGAUACGAUGAGUCUUCACCCGGAGCCGGAGCUCGUAUCACUCAUCCAUCAAAUAUUCACCUUCUUCGUCAACUCUAUGGACUCUAAGUCGCAGUCGCAGCAGAUCAAGCCUAUGGAUCCGACGUCCGACUUUGAAAAGAAGCUCUUCUCACUCGUUGCUCCACUGGUCUCUCGUGAAGAUUCGGAUCCAGGGGUCGAGUCACAGAUCAUUCAAAUCAUCUCUCUGGUUAACUCAAUGUAUCCGAGGAGAGAUAGAAACUCCGUGGAGUCACAGCUCAUGUCACUCAUUUCUCAAGUGAUCUUUGUCUUCAAGUCUAUGGAUUUGGAUUCUCAGCCGAAGCCGCUAUCCGAGCUCAUAUCAUUCAUUUCUCUAAGAAUCUCUGGCGGAGACUCUAUAGAAGAUUCGGAGUCGGAGAUAAUGUCACUCAUUGGUGAAACAAAGAGUCUCAACCCGGAGCCGGAGCUCAUAUCACUCAUCUAUCAAAUACUUUCCCUCGUCAAUUCUAUUGCUACAGCUCCAUACUUUCAGGACAUUAUUUUCUUAUACCCUCAAGAAGAAGUAAGAAUGGAACAAGGAAAAUUUCAUGUGGAUGAACAAGUCUCGUGGAGAAGCAAUAGCAAGUGGGGGUGUUUCGCUGAAACAUGGCAAGAGUUCAGACUAGAAUACAGCCUAUAUAGAAGCAGCGGUCGCUAUUUUCGCUGCCGGAACUGCAACGGCAAGUACCAUAGAGAACAUAACACGGCUCCAGUUGAGAUCAAACACCCUCUGCAUCCAAAACAUUCUCUUGGUCUUGUCUUGUUGCAAUCGCCUAAUGAAACAAGAAAAUGUUAUUGUUGUGAUAAAAUACUCUCACAAGUAUUUUAUUACUGCUGGGCUUGCGAUAUUGCUAUUAAUUUUGACUGUGCGAGGGAACAACCGGUCUUGUAUAUAGACCGUCCCAAGUGGCAUGACCAUACACUUGCAUUUUUCCCGAGUGAGGCUUCUUUAAUCUGCAACCUCUGUGCCUUGGUCGGUUCAACAAGCUGUCCUUUCUAUACAUGUCCUCCUUGUAACUUUGUGGUCCAUCAAAGCUGUCUCCGCUUACCACGUGUCAUUAAGAUAUCACGCCAUCCUCACCAUCGUAUCUCUUUUACUCCUUCUUUUGUUCAAGGAGAUUGGGUUUGUGGUGUUUGUCGCAGAAAUAUUAACAACGAUUAUGGGGGUUAUUCUUGCAUCAAGGACGCUUGUUCGUUUGCAGCCCACUCGAAAUGUGCCACACAGAGCAAUGUCUGGGAUGGCAUAGACCUUGAGGGGUUUCCUGAAGAAAUUGAAGAAGAAGAAGUUGAGCCGUUUGUGACGAUAGGCGAAGGAAUCAUACAACAUUUCAGUCAUCCAGAUCAUCAUUUGAGACUUGAUGAGAACAAGGGCAGAGAUUAUGACGAGAACAAGUUGUGCCAAGCAUGCAUCAUGCCAAUCUAUUUCGGUAACUUCUACUCUUGUAUACAUUGUGAUUUCAUUCUCCAUGAAGCAUGUGCAAAACUUCCUCGUAAAUUAUAUCACCCGAUACAUCCACAUUUGCUCACUCUAGUAGUGGAAUUUGACCGUAAGAAGUCAUGUUUAGCUUGCCCUUGGAUGUACACUUCUGGUUUCUUUUAUGAGUGCGAUAUAUGUGAAAGAAAAUAUGGAGAAGAAGUUCAGUAUUUUAUGCUACAUGUGCAGUGCGCCACAAUUUCUGAGCCAUUAGUCCAUGAAAGCCAUAUGGAUCCUUUAUUCCUAACAUCCAAACCAGGAGAGCAAAGAAUUUGCUCGGUUUGCCAAGAGUCGGAUCAUAAGCACACAGAAACAUUCAAUUGCAUUGAGUGCGACUUUGCUUUGUGUUUCAAAUGUGCUACUUUGCCUCAAAAGGUGAGGUAUAAGCAUGAUAAGCAUGAGCUCACUCUUUCUUAUGGGAAGGAGAGUACGUCGACGUAUUGGUGUGAACUGUGCGAGAGAAAAAUAAACCCCAAGAAGCGGUUAUACAUGUGUGAAGAAUAUUGUUGUGUCACUCUGCACAUCGAAUGUUUGAUUGGGAUUGACUUAUACAUGAAGCCCGGAUCAUCAUAUUUCAUCCAAGGUGAAAAGAUAGAUGUUCUGCCCAACAAUCGUCAUAUGUGUCGACCUUUUUGCAGAGUUUGUAAGAAGCGUUGUCUGUACAAAACAGCUUUGAAGCAAAGUAGAUAUAGCUGGGGUAUAUAUUGUUCCACGCGUUGUUUGUUGGAUAAGCUUGAUAGCUAUAAGCUCAAGAAGCGUUAA
Microthlaspi erraticum is the source of this 2814-nucleotide messenger RNA. Lineage: Eukaryota; Viridiplantae; Streptophyta; Magnoliopsida; Brassicales; Brassicaceae. The record is from the annotation of a GenBank genome assembly.